GAAGAAGGUGUCGUCUGUCCCUGCCGAGUGGAGGUACGGAGAUUCUCCACUAUCCGCGCGUGUCCUACGCUACCGUCCUCUGUCAUCGAGAGGGAUAUCCACCGAAGUCGGCAUAUGCGCAUUGUAGUGUUUCUGCUGUUGGCAGUGAAGUGUGUGCGUGCGUGCUCGUGAAAAUUCAAGUGCUGUGAGAAGAAAUUCAGUGAAAAAGAGAAGCGGAAUUUCGGAAGUGGAGUGCAGCAGUGAUUGAGCAAUGCGAGAAUGGAGUCGAUUAGAAGAAAACUUGCUGCAAAUCCCCGGGAAAGUGCCAACGUCCUGUCGAUACUGACCUUUUGGUGGACUAUAGAUUUAUUCAAGAAAGGUUACACCAAAGUGCUGGAGUUGCAAGAUUUGUUUCGACCGCUGGAUGUGGAUAAAUCGGAAGCGCUCGGGGAUCGAUUGGAACAAAAAUGGUUCGCACAGCAGUCCGGCCCGGGACGGCCAUCGCUCAUCAAGGCUAUCUUCAAAACAUUCUGGUGGGAGUACAGCGUGCUCGGUUUCAUCGUCGUCGUCAACGACAUCUUCAUCCGAUUGGCUCAGCCCAUCUUCCUCGGCUGGCUGCUGCAAUAUUUCAGGAAAGACACCGACGUUACACGUGAGAAUGCAUUCUACUAUGCCGGCGCUAUCGUGCUGUUGAAUGCACUGAGCGUUAUCACCAUCAAUCAGUACAUACUGGGUAGCUUCCAGAAUGGAAUGAAGGUGCGAAUCGCCGUGUGCAGUGUGAUAUACCGGAAGGCACUGCGAUUGUCCCGGACGGCCUUAGGUGAUACGGCACCCGGUAAGGUGGUCAAUCUCCUAUCGAACGAUGUCAAUCGGUUUGAUAUCGUGUCGGUUUUCCUGCAUUCGAUGUGGUCCGCUCCGCUGUUGAGCAUCAUUGUCGGGGUGUUGCUGUACAUCGAGAUCGGAGUGGCUGGGUUGAUUGGGAUGAUUGUGAUCUUCAUCGUGACACCGAUUCAGGCGUAUACGGGCAAGUUAACUUCCCGUUUUCGCCUGCAGACGGCACUGAGGACGGACGAGAGAAUUCGGCUGAUGGAUGAAAUCAUCUCGGGGAUUCAGGUCAUUAAGAUGUAUGCUUGGGAGAAGCCUUUUUCGAAAUUGAUUAAGCUAGCUAGGAGACUGGAGCUGAAAAUUGUGAAGAAGAGUGCGUACGUGCGGGGACUGUACAUGACGUUUUUGUUGUUUACAACCAGGAUGGCGUUGUUCUGUACGAUGAUGGCUAUGGUUUUACUGGGGAAUGAUCUGACGGCUGCUAAGGUGUUUGUGGUAUCGACGUAUUUCGCUAUCCUGGCAAACACGAUGUCUGCUAUGUUCGUGCGAGGUAUUGCGGAGAUUGCUGAGGCGCUGGUCGCUAUGAAGCGCUUGCAACGGUUCCUAGAAUAUGCCGAAAAGGAAGGAGAAAUCUCCGGAGCCAAGGAGAAAUUCCUUAACGAGUUUGAAACUAAUGGGGAUAUUUCGGAGAAACAGAAGUUAAUCGAAUCGGAUACGCAGCUACCUCCGAACGUGGCGGUUUCCUUGAAGAACGUUACCGCUCGGUGGGGAGCAGUGAAACGUCAGGUGGAUCCAACGGCUAAAUCCGAUGCCAAAAAUGGGUCUGUACCAGUGCCAAAGAUCGUUGAAACGGUCAAACAGAUGGAAGAGGAGGAUGAAUCUUGGAAGACUGCUACGUUGUCGAAUAUCAACGUAGAUUUCCGUAAAGGCAUUUUGAUAGGAAUCAUAGGUCCAGUAGGCGCGGGUAAGUCAUCACUGUUGCAAGCCAUGCUGAAAGAGCUUCCCCUGGAAUCCGGAGCGAUUGUUAGCAAAGGUAAGUUUGCCUACGUGAGCCAGGAACCUUGGGUGUUUGCCGGAACGGUGCGGCAAAAUAUUCUGUUCGGACAACCCAUGGAAAAGGACCGAUACGAUGCUGUUGUGACGGCUUGUGCGUUAUUGAGGGAUUUUGAACAGCUACCUAAUGGCGAUAAGACAAUCAUAGGAGAACGAGGAGCAGCAUUGUCCGGAGGACAGAAAGCUAGGAUCAGUUUAGCUCGAGCGGUGUAUCGUCGGGCUGAUAUCUUUCUAAUGGACGACCCUCUGAGCGCGGUAGAUUCCCAUGUUGGACGGCAUUUGUUCGAUACCUGCAUAGGUCCUCGGGGACGUCUGGGUAAGCUGAAAGCGACGAGGAUAUUGGUGACCCAUCAGGUUCAUUUUCUAAAGGAAGCCGAUUGGGUCGUUGUGAUGAACGAGGGUAAAAUAACAAUACAGGGAACACCAUAUGAUCUCUCUCAAAAUGGAAUUGAUUUUGUCGAACUGCUGCAGAAACUGGAGGAGGAAGCCGGUGACGGGGAAAGCUCGAUCAUGACGUCAGAUAAGCGAAGUCGUCGAGAUUCACGUACAUCAUCGAGGUCCAUUGCCUCGUCGCACCAGUCGUUGGAUGACUUCGCCGAGGACGAGCAGGAGAAGGGUGAAAAGGAAAAAUCGAAAUCUCCGGAAGCCGACCAGAACAUGGAGCUGAGCUCCAAGGGAACCGUUCAGGGAUCGGUCCUGCUCAAUUACGUUCGCAGUGGCGCAAAUCCUGUGAUACUACUUUUCUUGUUUGUGCUGUUUCUAGCAACGCAGUUGGCUGCCAGCGGUGCUGAUUUUUGGGUUGCUUUUUGGACAUCCCAAGAAGAGCAGCGUAUCUUUAUACGGCACAAUCACACCGAUGGAGUUGCUAUCGAGCGAACCAAUACGUCUUUCAUCCUGGAAGAUCCACUACCGGAGGUGGAUUCCCAGAAUACAUCGCUACUAAGUACCGAACUCUGCAUGGCAGUGCACGGAGCUCUAGUGAUCGGUAUCUUCUUCAUAGCAAUCUCACGAUCGAUCAGCUUCUACCGAACGUCGGUCCGUGCUUCGCAGAAUCUCCACGACGCCAUGUUCAAGGGGUGCGUCUCGACAUCGAUGCGUUUCUACGAUACGAACCCAUCCGGGCGCAUUCUGAAUCGGUUUUCCAAGGACAUGGGAUCGGUCGAUGAACUCCUGCCGAAGGCGAUCCUCGAUGCGUCGCAAAUCAUUCUCAACAUGAUCGGUACGAUUAUCGUAACGGUGAUUGUUAAUCCGAUGUUUCUGAUCCCGCUGGCGUUUCUGGGAGUCAUAUUUGUUUACCUGAGGAAGAUCUAUCUGAAGACUUCGAAGAACAUCAAGCGUCUCGAGGGAAUCACACGCUCUCCGGUCUUCUCGCAUCUAGCUGCAUCGCUAGCCGGGCUUCCUACAAUUCGUGCCUUCGGCGCACAGGGUGAAUUGAUCAAGGAAUUCGACUCCCAUCAGGACAUUCACACGGCUGCCUUCUACAUGUUUCUCACCAGCAGCACAGCGUUUGGCUUUGCGUUGGACCUUCUGUGUCUAAUUUUUCUUAUGGUCGUUGUAUUUAGUUUUCUUCUGUUCGAUACCAACAUUCUGGGCGACAGGGUAGGAUUGGCCAUCACUCAAGCGAUGGCCUUAACCGGAAUGAUGCAGUGGGGUAUUCGACAGAGCGCGGAAGUCGCCAACUUUAUGAUGUCUGUCGAACGUCUACUGGAGUAUCGGGAUCUGAAACCUGAAAAGCAACCGGACCCACCGAGGAUUUUGAACAAAGGUUGGCCGGAAGCUGGGCGUAUCCGGUUAAAAAAUGUCAACUAUCGAUACUACGAGGGUGGAAACCUGGUUCUGAAGAAUUUGGACUUUGAGAUAAACCCCAUGGAAAAGAUUGGAAUCGUGGGACGUACCGGAGCUGGAAAAUCCUCUCUAAUAGGAGCUCUGUUCCGAUUGGCGCAGAUCGAGGGAGAUAUUCUUAUCGAUGGAGUGAAUACUGGGGAGAUCUCAUUGGAAAAUUUGAGAUCCAAGGUUUCUAUCAUUCCUCAAGAUCCGGUUCUAUUUUCCGGAACGUUACGGAAAAAUCUCGAUCCAUUUGAAGAUUACCCAGAUUCGGAACUCUGGAAUGCACUUGGGCAAGUCGAGUUGAAAGAAAUUGCUAACGGUCCAUUGGGUCUGCAGAUGGCGGUUGCCGCCGGAGGCUCGAAUUUCAGCGUCGGGCAACGACAACUGAUCUGUCUGGCCCGUGCCAUCCUGAGAAGUAAUCGCGUACUCGUACUGGACGAGGCCACAGCGAACGUGGAUCCAAACACCGACCGUCUGAUUCAGGAGACGAUCCGUAUAAAGUUUGCCGACUGCACCGUCUUGACCAUCGCCCAUCGACUGAACACCAUUAUGGAUUCGGAUCGGGUCUUGGUCAUGGAUGCAGGCGAAUCGGUCGAAUUCGGCACCCCACACGAUCUGCUGCAGAUGCCGGUGGGUGUCUUUAAGGAAAUGGUUCUUGCCACCGGACCGUCGGAAUCGGAGAGACUCAUACAAAUUGCCAAACAGAAGUACGAUGAAUUGGCGGCCAGUGGGUAGACGAGGAUGUGGAGAUAGAGCUUGGGCGAUGCGGUGCGACCAGAAGUACAAAAAGUGUCCUUAUCAAUGUUUGUUUCGAACAAAUUAAUCGUGUAUAACGAAUACCAAGAGCAAAUUUUUACGGUUGAUGCAACCUUAAUUGUUAACGAAUCUGCAGCCAGUAGGUGUUACCACCAGUUUAUAUUACUUUAAAAUUAGUUAUUUAAAUACGGAAUCUGUGAGACACUGAUCGCCAGUUUGUCGAGUAAAAAACCAUAUUCUAAGUUCAAACCACUUUAAAAUUUAAUGUUAACAUGUCUCUAGGCUCAUUUUGAAUAUAUACCGAUAUUAAAUUAUGUGACGUGGAUAUAUAUUGUUUCAACUUAUUAU
Molecule: messenger RNA, 4788 nt
Organism: Ochlerotatus camptorhynchus
Lineage: Eukaryota; Metazoa; Arthropoda; Insecta; Diptera; Culicidae
Product: ATP-binding cassette sub-family C member 4-like
Exons: 9
Coding region: 259-4419 (1386 amino acids)
Biological process (GO): transmembrane transport
Cellular component (GO): membrane
Molecular function (GO): ABC-type transporter activity; ATP binding; ATP hydrolysis activity
Source: RefSeq, a predicted model, not a curated record